AUGGGACCUACAGCAAUAACAGUGUUUAAAAAAGAUAUCCGAACAAAUAACUUUGUUGAAAGUUACCACGCUUCAUUGUUAAGGCUCAUCAAACCUCAUCCCAGAGUGUGGGAAUUCCUUAACCAGCUACUGUUCUUAGAAAAUCAGUCAUUUGUGGAAUUCAGACAAUUGAAACAAAAUUUGAAGAUUCGAAAUGGUGUUCCAACAAGAGCAAGAACAGCCAAUACUGAAGCAAUUAAAGAUUUUUUGGUAGACUACACUCAAGACUUAAAUUCAGAUCGCCUCUUAUCUUUUUUGAGACGUGCAGGACACAGAGUAGAUGGUUAUAUUAUACAAGAGAUAGGUUUAGGUUCUUAUCCUAGUGUAGAGGUUUGA
Messenger RNA from Macrosiphum euphorbiae (potato aphid), 375 nucleotides. NCBI's taxonomy places the organism in Eukaryota, Metazoa, Arthropoda, Insecta, Hemiptera, Aphididae. The record is from the annotation of a GenBank genome assembly.